GUUGAGCCGGGGUUCUCUUGGAAACAGCCUCCCUGCUUCCAAGUAGGGGCAAGUUUAUUCCGUAGAAUAGAAUAAACUAGGUCUGGGGCGAGCGCGGUUCGCCCGGUGUAUGCUUUAAUAUGUAUGAUGUGAUGCAUGUGAUGCUUGUAUGUAUUAUUGCAUGGUGGAUGAUUGUGGCUUAGUUAUAUUUGUUGUAAUUUUAAAUACGGCCUGCGUGUCGUGCCUCAUCUCUAUACUCUGGAUGUAAUUCU
Molecule: messenger RNA, 251 nt
Organism: Cuscuta campestris
Lineage: Eukaryota; Viridiplantae; Streptophyta; Magnoliopsida; Solanales; Convolvulaceae
Source: the annotation of a GenBank genome assembly